AUGGUAUUUCAAGAUGAAUCAAACAUGAUUGUUGAAACCGCACCAAAACCAACAAAACUAUCAUGUUUAGAAAGUAAACCAUCAUCACAAAUUCAACAAUGCUUUCAUUCAUCUUGUUCACAUUGUAAUGGUAGUUAUUUAAAAACAGUCAAAUCGGAAAUAAAACAAAUAACAAACGAAUCCGAAGCGUUUAAAUCUACAUCAACAGAUAAUAAAAAUCUUUCGCCAUCUUCAUCUUCUUCGAAUAUACCAUUUGAAACUCAACGUUUAAAUUUUUAUGCAAUUAUUGACGAAUGGAAAAACGAUCGUAUGGAACACAUAUCAUUUAUAUAUCAAAAGAAAAGAAAUCAAAUUGAUUUAAUAUGUUCUCAAACAUAUCAUGAAUAUGAAACAUUUAAAAUUGAACAAAAAAGUCUAUUAAAUGAAAAUUUAUUAACUAACAAUCAUAAUAAUAAUCAAAUAUUAAUUCCAAAUGAAAUUGAUGAAUUAAAUCAAAAAUUAUCGUUAACACGUCAUUUACUCGAUUAUUUUAUUCAACCAAAACUACACACUCGAACUUCAUAUUCGGAUCAAGAUGAUAAUGACGACGACGACGACGACGACGAUGAUGAUGAUGAUGAUGAUGAUGAAUCUAUAAAUUACGAAGAUAUUUUUAAACAUAAACCCAUUAAUGAAUUUUCAUUAUCAACUGAUAAUCUUGCUAUGGCUUGCUCAAAUUCAAAUAUAUUAUUACGUGAUGGUGCACGUUUAUUAUUAUUUAAUGAAAAAGAAAAACUUCAUCAAUUAGAAAUUAAAGUUCAACAUCCGGGUGAUUUUAUUCGAGAUGUGUGCUGGUGUGAAGCACUUGGGUAUUAUCUUGUAUUAACACAAUAUCUUUUAUUUAUAUAUGAUCCGGAAAAAUAUCUGUUAACUAUUGUCGAUAAAGUCAAACCAAUUCAACGAUCGAAAUUUUCUUCAUUAACUUGUUCAGAUAAUAUAAUGUUUCUCGUUAAUGGAAAUGGACAAUGUGUUGAACGAUGGUCUAUGGCGAAAAGUUUCAAUUGGAAGUUAAUUAAACGAUGGACAGAUAAAGAUUUUUGUCAUGAAAAUUUUCGUUUAACAUCACGUAUUCGUGCUAAUCAUAUUAUGCUAGCAUUAAAUAUUUGUGGCUUAAAUUUCGGUUACCGUAUAUGCUUGUAUGAUUAUCAUAUGAAAUUACUUCGACGUAUUAACUCAGAUUCUAAUCUUCAUUUAUUAUCAUACAUGAGUGGAAAUCAAUGGAUGGCAACCGAUUACAAAGAACGAUUCUAUUUAUUCAAUGGUGAUGAAACGAUGAAAACAGUCAUGGAUUAUACUGGCAAAGGUGGCUUCAUAAGAAAUGUUGCUCGAUUAGGUUCGAGCUAUGUUGCUGUUAAAGUUCAAACUCGAUUACAAGUUUAUAAAAUAUAA
Rotaria socialis is the source of this 1428-nucleotide messenger RNA. NCBI's taxonomy places the organism in Eukaryota, Metazoa, Rotifera, Eurotatoria, Philodinida, Philodinidae. The record is from the annotation of a GenBank genome assembly.